Molecule: messenger RNA, 1038 nt
Organism: Pelobates fuscus (common spadefoot toad)
Lineage: Eukaryota; Metazoa; Chordata; Amphibia; Anura; Pelobatidae
Gene: BLVRB
Product: biliverdin reductase B
Exons: 5
Coding region: 65-688 (207 amino acids)
Molecular function (GO): riboflavin reductase (NADPH) activity; biliverdin reductase [NAD(P)H] activity
Source: RefSeq, a predicted model, not a curated record
GCACAGUUUGUGUCCCCUGAAUGAGAUCUGAUGGUGUGAGUGAGAGACUCAGAGAGCUGCCACAAUGACUACCAAAAGCAUCGCCCUAUUCGGGGCCACCGGCAUGACUGGCACAGUGACCCUGGCACGGGCUCUGGAUGCAGGGCUCAAUGUGACGGUGCUGGUGAGGGACCCAUCGCGGCUCCCUCCUGACCCAAAGCCAUCCAAGAUCAUUGUGGGCGACGUGCUGAAUAAAGCGGACGUGGCGAAGGCCGUGAAGGGGCAGGAUGCGGUGAUCAUCGUUCUGGGGACAAGGAGUGACCUUGGUCCCACGACUAUGAUGUCAGAAGGAACCAGGAACAUUGUGGAGGCGAUGAAGGAGAACAAGAUUCGCAAAGUUGUGGGGUGCAUGUCAUCUUUCCUUCUGUGGGACAUCGCCAAAGUCCCUCCUCGCCUGCUGCCGGUCACAGAGGACCACAUCCGAAUGCAUCAGGUUUUGAAGGACUCAGGCUUGGACUUCGUAGCUGUUCUUCCUCCGCACAUUGCGAAGGACAAGCCAUUCACCGGUGAUUAUACAGUGACCGCGGAAGGACGUGGCGGCAAUGUGAUCUCCACACAGGACCUCAGUCACUUCUUCCUCCAUUGUUUGUCGGCCGACGAAUAUGAUGGCAAAAGUGUGACCUUGUCUCGGGAUUACUCUAACCUGUAACUUGCCGUAUCACGCCGCGUUUGAGGCAAUAACAGUAGUGUUUGGGAGCUUGUCCCAUAAGCUUACAAUCUCGGAAUCUCCAUUAAAAUGUUCAUUUAAAAUAAGUAGAGCAGGUUCAAUCUUGGAUUAAAAUGUAUUUUUUAAUAUAUAAAAUGUCAACUAUUUUAAAAUAAGUGAUAACAAUCUGGUUUAAUGACUUCUUUAAAACUGCCUUUACGUGACGUAUCUGCUGUAGGAUCCUGUAGAUAAGCGCCAACACUUUUAUAUUUUAAACCCCAAAUAAUUCUCAGUUCCGCUGUUAAUGAGGGGCAUGAUAUUAAUAGUGGAAUUUAUAAAACACAAUCUGAAAU